AACAGCUGUACUGCACAGAGUACUAAAGGCGGCGCACCGGGUUGGUAAACGUGUGAGUAGGCUGCAAAAUGGCAAGUGAGAAGAACGCGCUGCUGUCCUUGAUUCUCACCGCCGGGCUCACAGCACUUGUAGCUACUGGACAAAAAGCAGAGCAACCAGAAGUGGUGACCAGGUAUGGGACUGCCCGAGGAUACCAAAUGAAAGUAAAUGCAGCUGAGAGGAGUGUAAAUGUCUUUCUGGGACUUCCUUUUGCUAAGCCUCCUGUUGGACCACUCAGGUUUUCUGAACCCCAGCCACCUGAGCCAUGGAAAGGUGUCAGAGAUGCCGCUUCCUACCCACCAAUGUGUCUACAGAACAAAGUAGCUGGACAGUUUGUUUCAGAUGCUGUUACUAAUAGAAAAGAAAAAGUUCGUCUCCAGAUGUCUGAAGAUUGCUUAUACCUGAAUAUAUAUAUGCCUGUUUCUACAGAGAAACAGGAGAAGCUGCCGGUCUUUGUAUGGAUCCAUGGAGGUGGAUUAGUUCUUGGAGCAGCUUCAACCUAUGAUGGUUCAGCAUUAGCGGCCUUUGACAACGUGGUUGUUGUAACCAUUCAGUACAGGCUGGGUAUUGUUGGAUACUUUAGCACAGGUGAUGAGCAUGCUCGCGGUAACUGGGGGUAUUUGGAUCAAGUGGCAGCUCUUCAGUGGAUUCAGGAAAACAUCAUUCAUUUUGGAGGAGACCCAGGAUCUGUCACCAUCUGUGGAGAAUCUGCAGGAGGAAUCAGUGUUUCUGCUCUGAUUUUAUCUCCGCUGGCAAAGGGCUUGUUCCAUAAGGCCAUUUCCGAGAGUGGAACUGCAAUCAGGACUUUAUUCACUGAAAAGCCUGAGGAGGAAGCACAAAGAAUUGCGGCUGCAGCUGGCUGUGAAACAUCCAGUUCAGCUGCUCUGGUUGAGUGCUUAAGAGAACAAACAGAGGAAGAGAUAGAACAGAUAACGCUAAAAAUGGAUAUGACAACACUGAAGCUAUGCUAUACCCCAUCUGAAAAUUGUGAACAGACGUCCAUGUUCAUCAGUUCAUAUGUUGAUGGUGUAUUUUUUCCGAAGAGUCCCAGUCAAUUACUGUCUGAAAAAGCAAUCAAUGCAGUCCCGUAUAUGAUAGGAGUAAAUAACUGUGAAUUUGGAUGGGUAAUUCCUAAAGCAAUAAUAAUUCCCGAUUUUAGAGACGGUCUGGACAAAGAAGUUGCCCGUCAAAUAUUACAGAGCACAUUAGCAUUAUCUUUUAAGAAUGUUACUUCUGUCACUGCUGAUCUCAUAUUCAGUGAAUACAUGGGAAAAGCAGAGAGCCGUGCUCAGGUGCGAGAUGGCCUUCUUGAUGCAUUAGCAGACCCUUUCUUUGUUUUCCCAUCCGUUGAAGUGGCUAGAUACCAUAGAGAUGCUGGACACCCAGUCUACUUUUACGAAUUUCAGCAUCGACCAAGCUCAGCCACAGGUGUCGUGCCAGAGUUUGUAAAAGCUGAUCAUGGAGAUGAGAUUGCCUUUGUGUUUGGAAAGCCGUUCUUAGCUGGGAAUGCUACCGAAGAAGAAGAUAAACUUAGCAGAACUGUUAUGAAAUACUGGACUAACUUUGCUAGAAAUGGGAAUCCCAAUGGGGAAGGCUUGGUACAUUGGCCUCAGUAUGAUCUGGAUGAAAGAUACCUGGAGAUAGACGUAACACAAAAGGCAGCAAAGAAACUGAAAGAACACAAAAUGGAGUUUUGGGCACAGCUCACAGAACAAAUGAGGGGUGAAAGAAGGAGAGAGCGCACAGAUUUGUGAGAGCUGCAGAGGAUACGUUUUCCCUUUACAGCCUGAACUAAGGUGAAUAUUCAUUUGUCAGAACGCAGAUUUUAAUCUUGACUUUCUAACUCACUGAUGUCCAAUUUGUUGUCAUGAUCACAGGAAAACUUCCCCUGAUUCUCUCCUGUAGUGAAAAGGGAGAAUCAAGGGAAGUGCAAAGUGUACAUGGAAAUAAAAAUCAAUAAUGAAGCAAGCGGGAAUAGAAACCAGUCUUUCAGGUUCAAACUGACCACGGUAUCCAAGGGGAAAUGGGCGAGUAUAUUGAAAUCCAUAAGAAAUGAUGUUUACGGGAUAUGUCAUAGGUGUCAGAAUAUGUUGUAUUUUCAUUCCACCCUUCUUUAUCAAGAGAGUCCUUGAUUGUCCUUCUUACAGCC
Numida meleagris (helmeted guineafowl) is the source of this 2188-nucleotide messenger RNA. Its product is annotated as fatty acyl-CoA hydrolase precursor, medium chain. The coding region runs from base 69 to 1793 and encodes 574 amino acids. The record is from RefSeq and is a predicted model, not a curated record. The transcript has 14 exons. Lineage: Eukaryota; Metazoa; Chordata; Aves; Galliformes; Numididae.